AGGAAUAAAAUGAAUUUGCAGUUUACAGAGUUAGAGUUGAGUGACAGUGUAAUCCUGGGAGAGGAGAAUGGAGUCGUCGGAGCAGCAGCAGAAGGAGUUAGAAGAAGUGAUCAAGUCUCUUCCUUCCGACGUCGUCAACGAUCUUCUCUCCCUAGGGUUAUGUGUGCGGUGCAUCUUUCGUGUGUUUAGAGUUGAAGCCAGCAGCGUCUAUGCUUUUACAUCCCUAUCACCAACAUAUGGUGAUAAUAAUAAACUCUGCACCCUUUGCUUAGGGAUCCUUCAGUUUAGGUUUCACGAUGAUAAUAAUAAUACAAAUGUCCCUCUUCUCAUUUCUGAUAUGGUUAAACGUCAAGGCUAUCACUCUCAUCAUGAUUCCUUUUCCCUGGAAAUAAUCAUUCCUUCUAUUAUCCUCAACAACGAUAACACUCUUAGGCAAUACAUCAAAAUCAAAUAUGGUUUCAAAGAUAAUACUACUUUCAUCUCUGCUAAAGAUGCUUUCAACUUUUCUCUACUGCCUCCACUUCAAACUCUCCUCGGUGGUCGAUGUAAUUCAAAUCAACAGGAUGCUUCUUUCCACAUUCGUUUGACAUACACCGCUUCUAAAGAUGAUAACAAUAAUAAUAAUAAGAGAAGAAAAACAGAUGAACACAAUACUACUUUCACCACUUCUCUUCAAGAUCAAUCCUCUCAUUGCUGUAAAUUCUUGUUGGAAACGGCAAAUCAACCUUGCCAUUUUACUUACUCUUGCUACAGAACACCUUUAUAUUUUGGUGGAAGAUACCUCAAGUAUUCACGGAAUGUGAGUCAAUCACGCUGGAUCAUUGAUGAUGAAAGAAUGGGGGAAGCGUCAGUUGAGGAAAUAAUUGGUGAAAACAUACUUCAAGCAUGCCAAGCUGAUAGUUUCAAGUUUCAUGCUGCUGGAAGAGAAGAUAUUGAUGUCCGAAUGCUGGGGCCUGGCAGGCCAUUUCUUGUUGAGGUGAAAAACGCUCGACAAGUCCCAUCUGAAUUGUCUGUAAAAGAUAUAGAGAAAAAGAUAAAUACCACGGAGAAUAAAUUGGUUAGAGUGAAAAAUAUGAAACUUGUUGGGAGUCAGGGCUGGGACCUUAUGCGUGAAGGCGAAGCUGAGAAGCAGAAGCAAUAUGCUGCUUUAGUGUGGAUUUCUCGUCCUCUGAAGGAUGAAGAUCUUCAACAUGUGACAUCACUCAAGGAUUUGAAAGUUAUGCAGAAGACCCCAAUAAGAGUGCUACACCGUCGCAGUCCUUUAGAGCGGGAAAAGAUCAUUCAUUGGAUGAAACUAGAGACAAUCGCUGGAAGUUCCCAAUAUUUUCUUUUGCAUUUGUGUACGCAGGCUGGGACCUAUAUCAAGGAGUUCGUUCAUGGGGAUCUUGGACGCACGCAUCCUAGCAUUGGAUCUAUGUUGGGUUGUAGAGCUGAAAUUUUGCAACUUGAUGUGACAGACAUCAAAAUGGAAUGUUUUCUGACUUAAUAAGGGUAUCUUAUUGCCCCAAUUUUUAAGUCUUAGUUCUUAUUGAUUUAGAUAGAAUUGGUUUUGAGAGUGUUACUUGUAUUUUUUAUUUUUUUUGAAUAAUUGACAGUGUUAUUGUUUAAACAUGAAUUCAUACUGGAAAUGAUAUUUUAUAUAUGAGUAUGAAUCUAACUUGAUAUUC
This is a messenger RNA of Medicago truncatula (barrel medic), 1667 nucleotides long. Its product is annotated as tRNA pseudouridine synthase Pus10. Lineage: Eukaryota; Viridiplantae; Streptophyta; Magnoliopsida; Fabales; Fabaceae. Bases 68 to 1486 code for a protein of 472 amino acids. The transcript has 13 exons. Gene Ontology annotation, biological process: tRNA pseudouridine synthesis. Gene Ontology annotation, molecular function: pseudouridine synthase activity; RNA binding. The record is from RefSeq and is a predicted model, not a curated record.